Molecule: messenger RNA, 2195 nt
Organism: Cannabis sativa
Lineage: Eukaryota; Viridiplantae; Streptophyta; Magnoliopsida; Rosales; Cannabaceae
Exons: 5
Coding region: 1-2091 (696 amino acids)
Biological process (GO): proteolysis
Molecular function (GO): cysteine-type peptidase activity
Source: RefSeq, a predicted model, not a curated record
AUGAAAGUGGACACAGAAAAGGAGGAUGAGGUUUGGUUUCAUGUAGGGAGAAAUGACAUGAGAUUCGGACGGAUAGAGUUUGGACUCAUUACUGGCUUACCUAUGGGUAGUGCCCCUACGGAGGAGGAAAUACACGCCAAGUCCAACGACCAUCUAGUUCGGACUUAUUUUGAAGGGAAGAGUUCUGUUCAGUUGGACUCCCUUAUGAUCCAACUUCGAGAGGAGGGCAAUGUCCAAGUUUGGCCUGAGAUGUUGAAGUUUGUUAACGAUCUCGACUUCUUCUUUAAGUAUCCGUGGGGCGAGCGCGCUUUUCGUAAGCUGAUGGAGACAUUAGGAAAGAAUAUGCAACAUUACAAGGAUAAUGUUGACAAGAAGAAGGGGAAGAAGAUUGCUCAGGAGGCAAAGUACACAGUUAGUGGCUAUGUACCUGCCUUUCAGUACUGGGCAUACGAAGCAAUUGAGAAGUUGGGGAAGAAGUAUGCCCACUGCAACGGGACCAAGUUCCCCAGAAUGUUGAGCUGGAAAACACCGGAGGGCCAGCGGAAACAAGAUGUCAAGGCAACCGACAUUGCACUGUUAUUCAACAGUCGGGUAUGUUUCUUUACUGUUCUAACAUCGCAUUUUGUGGACGUUGAUGGUACACAAGAGUCUGUGUUUGAAACUCAAGCGAAGACCAUCAACGAGGCCGUGACAAAGGCAAAUUUAGUUCCACCACCACCGGCACCUGAAGUACACGAGCCAUCUACUUCAGCAGGUCCUUCUGCUCCAACCAGUACAACUGUGGACACUGACCUUGUAAAGAGGUUGGAUAGCAUUGAGGCCCGGCUGGAGAAGCUUGAGUCCCAGCAAGAAGCCGUCAUGUUGGCACAGACGGGGUUAGUAAAUAGCCAUCUCAGUAUGAGGCGGUCCUUCACAGAGAGUCAGAAAGAUCUGAAGGAGACUCUACUGGCUAAGAUGGACGAGUUGAUGGCUAUGGUAAAAGGAGCGCCCACACCUGCAGAGCCCACACCUGCACCGCAAAAUGAGGAACAACAGGCGAGUGAUAACGAAGAUGUCUUCCCAGAAGAUUGGGAAGCAGAUGAUAACGAGGCACCGUCAACUCCAUUGGACGCAAUCAUCACGGCCAUUGGGGAUACACAAUCACAGGACGAAGUCCUACUUCUACCUGCACCCCCAGAAAAUGUGCCAUUUGUGAGGAAGAGGAAGCCGCCAACGUACUUGAACGACUACACUGCGGAAAAGAAAAAGAGGCGAGUUCUUCCAGAGAACGUAGACCCGGAGAGACCAGCAGACCGUAGAUUGCUUCGUACGUUCAAGAGGUGGUUGAUUGGAGACAUUCCCAAUGCUCGACCUAGGAAUGUGCACACCGGUGUUGGCGAUGUGAAGUUCUUCACAGUUCUGUUUCUUAGGUCAGAGUGGCUUCACGAUGGGCACAUAGAUGCCAUAUCACACUUGAUGAGGAGGAGACGCCAUCAUUUUCCAGAGUUGUACCCUCAGCCAGGUGUGAUUCUGGACACAACACUUCCACAAUUCCUCAUAGGCAUUUGGAGCUGCCAUGCUGGUGACAGAAGUACGUUCGAAUGGCCAGAUGCGGUGAACCAGUACUAUCUGGGUAUGGAGAGCCGUUACAUGCCAUGUUGGAAGGAUUUGAACUUCAUAUACUUCGUCCUGUACUUCGAUCAUCAACAACAUUGGGUUGCUGUUGAGGUAGAUAUUGAUAUGUGGCAGAUUCGGGUGUACGAUAAUGAUUUAUCAUGCACCACCGAAGCACAGUUUGAUGCCAUCAUGCUACCUUGGACUGAGUUGUUUCCACAUCUGCUGAGGUCUACUGGCUAUUAUGAUCAGGUCAACAACAACAUUCUGAAUGUGGACUUAGGGGACAGUAGCCAACUGAAAGCAAUGCAUGCUAGACGCAUGCCAAGUGAGGUGGUUCCCCAAAGUAAAACAAGUGGUGAUUGCGGGGUGUAUGCACUUGAGUACAUCGAACACCUCAUGCUGAAUCGGUCCUUGGACAACAUUACAGACGAUAGCAUGAGAAUGUUCAGAGAUCGGUGGUGUGUAGACUUGUUUUAUCAGAACUUAACUUGGUAAAAUAUAAUUUAAAAGGGUUGUAAAUUUUUUGUAUUAUAGACGAUAGUUGUUUUUAGUACUGUACAGUUUUUAUAUAUGGAAAAGUGUUCAAUUUAAAAACUUUA